AUGGCGCCCGUUACGCUAGGCAAAUACCGCAGAGAAGCCGCGACAAGGCAGAUCAUAGCACCAAUCGGGCUAGCAUUCAGGCACGAGAGGAUGGACCGCGGGCGCCAGACACGGUCCAUGCAUUUCGUCCACAUCCCAAUGGCAGACGUCGCUGGCCUAUCCCACAGGCUGAUAUUCCUUCCGUCGACCCAGAUGACGAGCUUUUCGUCCGCCCAUGAGUGCCCAUGUAGAGCGCUGCUGACGUUUGUGCCUGAACCAGCUGCUUCGCACUCACAUGCGCAAGCUCGACAGGCUUCACAGGCUCCUUCACGCGAGCCGAGUGUGACGCGCGGACGCAUAGCUACCAGGGCGCCCGGCGUGCCCUUCCCCAGCAGCAGCAGCAGUAAUUCGAGUCCUGACGGGGCUUUCGAGCGCACUCUCGAACGCAAGCCCUCCCAGUCAUAUGCCCACAACCGCAACACCUCGAUCGUACAUGGCCAGGCACGGCAGCACUCACGCAACACGAGCUACGUGAACUCGCCGGCCACCAGCCCCCUCAGCGAGCAGGCGCAGGUCAUCGCAGGCCUCAAUGGAGCCGUCAUGUCGCAGGACACAAUAACGGCUGCGUUCACCGCGCGCGGCGUGACAGCCGGCGCAAGCGCCCAGGACGGCUUGCUGGCUGCCGGGCUUCCCCUCGCGCCUGGUGACAGCAGAGUGCAGCCCAAGCUUGAGCGUGCCGUCAGCAGGUCCUCUCGAAAGGGCCAUGUCCACCACCGCUCUCAGUCGCGCCACCACCAGCAUACACACGAGCUCAAAACCGUCGGCGAAUAUGCGCUGCACCACCUCUUCAACGCGUUCAUCAGUCAGGCCGACCAGAAGAUCAUUCAGUGCAUGACAGACCGGAGCCAGCCAGAGGCAGAGGUGGAGUUCAUCUGUGGUCCCGGAGUUGAUCCCAACUUCGACCAGCUCAUAGCGGCCCUUGGGCACAUUGCGCGGCAUAAGCCUAAGCCGUUGAUAGACACCAUCAUGCUUUGGCGCAAGGCCAAGAGCGAGGAGGCUUCCAAGUUACGAUCGCAGCUGCAGACCGCUCGGCAAGCCAAUGCGCCAGCACAUCCUCACCUGCUUCGUCGAAACACAGAAUCAAGCCAACAUCUGCCCGAAAACAUGUCGACGACUUCGAUAGCUGCUGGUGCUGAGCAGCUACUCGCUUUGCAAGAUACUGUGACACUGGCGGAGCAGCGAUCAACAGUAUCGACCUACAUCCUCUGUCGAGUGCUCAUCGAGAUCAUGAGCCAGACAGAUGUCCAGAACCUGACUGUUGAUAUGGCAGACCGCCUGCUUGGCCUCUUCUACGGACAGCUCAAUACCGUGGAUCCUGAACUAGUCGAGGUGUCCAACCUGAAUAAAGCUAAUUAUGGCGUCUUCAGCCAACUACUUGGUGUCCUCAGUGGACUCAUAUUCGAUCCGGUGCAGGAAAAGUUCAUCCUGGAUCUCAAAAGUAUCGACACUCAGCUCUCUGUCAAAGGACAGUACACACGGGACAUCGAGCAGAAAGGAGCCCAGCUCAUACGCGCUAUACGCUACCUUAAAGUCAAGACUUAUCCAGAAGAAGCAUGGGACCGCACCUGCAACUUCAUGCUUUCUCUUGCCAAAUUGUUUGUCAGCGCACACGGUCAUCCAAUGAAGUACGCCUUUUGUCAGGUGUUAAGAGAACUGCUACUACGGAUUGCAUCUAAAGCUACUGUCGAGAUUAGCUCACCUAAGUGGAAGCCAGUAGUCGACAUAAUGAGGCAGCGGGCUGCUGUGUUGCUCGGCAAACCGAAGCAUUGGCACGAGGCCUUCCCCUUAAUGACUGCCCUCCUCUGUGUUUCGCCUACGGAAACAUUCACUGCGCAGUGGUCUGCGCUCGCCCUAUCAACACAGCCACGACUCAAGGAGCGAGCAACUCGGCCAAUCGCCCUCCGGGGUAUCUGUCAAUUGGUGUGGACGUACUUGUACAGGAAAGGACCUGAUCCGUCGACUAUUGCAGUGCGCAAGCUCGAAGACAUAGUUCGAAUGAUCUUCCAAUCUGGAAGACGAUCGUAUCUCUCAACCGAGCCCGCCAUCGCUGAACCUCUCAUCCAAUUGACAAGGAUUAUCGGGUAUAAGUAUCAAGAUCUCUGCUUCAAAACCAUCAUAUUUCCAUUGCUCAACGCUGAGAUGUUCGCCUCCGGUCGAGACCUUCGUGUGGAGAAUCUGGAACCCGAUCGAAUGGUCUUGGGCAUUCGCUCUUUCCUCGCAAUCAUGGCAGACUUGGAGAAUUCAGAACAGCCACCGUUCCCAAUUUCCUUCAACUACGACCCCAAUACUAUCCUCCCGGAACUCCCGGUGCUCCCAGUCAGUCCACGACCUACCCAAAACCUUCCCAUCAAGUCAACACUCCUGAAGGAAGAGCGCCUGUCACGGCCGGUCAACUUCAGUGGUUUUGCUGAGGUGGCGAAGGAGUCUUACGUGCGAUUUUGUAAAAUCUUGGGUGAGAUCACAAUUAUUUGCGACAACGCGUUUGGAGGACAGGCGGUACUGGACGAAAAGUUCUCCCUUCAGACACCAAAGACACCUAUGGCUGAGGCGUUCAGCUUUAGCCGCAGGGAGGAUCAUCAAGGCUCUGGCGAUCCCAGACAAGGCUUCUACGAUCUCUUGCAUGUUGCGGUGCAAGCUUUGCCGCGAUGCCUGUCACCGCAUAUUCCUUUCAACUCACUGGUCAACCUGUUAUGUACGGGCACUGCACAUGUACAGAGUAACAUUGCAGUGUCAUCGGCUCAGUCGUUGAAGUCAAUUGCCCGCCAGUCACACGCCCAGCAAGUAACGAUUGGUUUUGCUCGAUUUAUCUUCAACUUUGAUGAUCGUUACGCCACAAUGUCAGACGGCGGUAUGCUCGGGGCUGGACACAUAGAGAGCACAUUGAAGCUUUACGUUGAGCUACUCGAGAUCUGGAUCGAGGAGAUCAAGCAGAAGGUUCGCAAGACAGCACUUGACACACCCGAAGAGGGGACUGGCAGCAGGGCAGCCCUUCUGGACCUUUCGUCGGUAUGGACGCACGUCGAAGAAGUCGAGUCGCACGGCUUGUUCUUUCUGUGUUCACCUUCACGUCGCGUGCGCUCAUACGCAGUCACUGUUCUACGGCUCAUUACCGAGUUUGAUACGGCACUGGGAGCCACGAAUACUCGUAUAAUACGUGUCAUGGAGGGUAGUCCCGAGAAGGUCAUGGACAUCAGCGACGAGAAACUAUCCCUCGCUGAGCGAAGUCGACUCCAGCGUGGCAUGCGUAAGAGCAAUGUCCAGAGCACCUUGGUGGAGUUGUGCAGCAGCGACGUGCCCUACGACUCCACACUCUGGUUCAAGAUUUUCCCAAAUCUGGUGCGCAUCAGCUUUGAAGUCUGCCCAUUUGCCGUCACCCUUACUCGCGACAUUGUUUGUGCAAGACUCACCCAAAUGCAUAGAACGUUACUCACACUGGGCGAUGGACCACGCACCACGCCCUACUCACCUUUCGAGUCGGGAAGCGUAAGCAGGAUUACAAACCGUCUCGCUUCCACAUCACCAGAGAUCGUCAUCGAACAAUGGAAGCUGUACCUUAUCUUUGCCUUCACGACCUUGACAUACACUGGACAGGGUGGCACAGUGGCACCGAGCCAGAUGUCUCAACAUUCGCGAAACAGUUCAAAGUCAUCGCAGAAUACUACGAACAAGCUACAUACCGCUAGUGAGCUGUUUGCAAAAGUACUUCCCGUAUUGUCUGUAGACAACAGUGCCGUGCGGGAAGCGGCCGUGAUUGGUCUCGGAUCGAUCAAUCUCAACCUCUAUCGAACGUUACUGGAGUCUUUACAGGGGAUCGUCGCUGCAUGUGCUGAAGAGGCAAAGACCCGAUUAGGAGCACACACCAGAACACUGAGCAGCCCGGAAAGGAAUCGGCGCACCGAUCAUUUGCGCACCGAGAUCACUCACGUGUACAAGCUCACUUCCCAGUUCUUGCGACUCCCGGAAGGAUACAACGAUGCGUGGAUCGUCAAUAAUCUCGUCAACUACACCAAAGACCUGAGGAUCUUUUUGAGCGAUGCUGAAGUCCAGAACGAAUGGGGCUUCCAAAAAUUGCGCACACACUACUGCGGUCUCGUAGAAGUGCUAUUCGAGGGCAUAAAUCGAACGAGCGAUCCUCUCCAGUGGAUGCCAUUUCAAGCUCGUAAGGCAGCAUUUACGCUUAUGGAGGACUGGUGUGGCUACUCGGCCAAUCAACCGCAGAUCCGCCAACGAGAGGAGAAUAUGCGCAGGUCCAUGCUGAACCGAGAAGUCGACAUAGGCAACAAGGGUAUCGCCACGGCAGCUAUGGAGAUCGAGAAGCGAGAUCUUCGAACAGCAGCACUUAGCGCCAUGGCUGCGUUAUGUGGCGGUCCAGUCAGCAUUACAACUGACAGCAAAGUGCUGAUGCAGUUCGACGUCCGCCGAAUGCUGUCCUGGAUAGACAGCAUUUUUGAAACUCCCAGCGACCGCACACACGCCAUCGGUCGGCGAGCGCUGAUGAAUCUCAUCAUCCACAAUCGCGAGCAUCCCUACCUCCUGGAUCGUGCGAUCGAGAUGUGCUAUCUGUCCAAGUCAUCAAAGGCAUUGGACAGUUACUUCGAAGUGGUCACGCAAGUUUUAACGCAACGAGAAGAGUAUACUUUGCCGUUCUGGAAAGUGCUCAGUGCAGGUCUUUAUACGCUUGGGCACGAGAAGAGCGGGAUUCGAGUAAAGUCGUCUCGCUUGUUGCGAACUUUGGAAGGCCGAGAACAGAAGAACUCCAAACUGCAAGAUCUGGACAUCAGUAUCUCGGACAAGACGAUUGCUGUGUAUAAACUAGCCCAGUUCGAGACGUCGCGCCGACUUGCAAAGCAGCACUCGGAGCUCGCCUUUCUCGUUUUCUCGCAAUUUUCAUACUAUUUCAAGGAACUACAGCCGGACCAUCAACGGAACAUGGUCGCUGCAAUGCUACCUUGGAUCCAGACAAUCGAACUUCAGGUGCAGCCAGGUGGUGGACCUACGGCUAAUUCGUACAUGCUGCUGGUCAACCUCUUCGAAAUCACCGUUCGCUCAGGCAACGCUCUCCACAACGAGAUCCAGGCCCUUUGGCAGGCUCUGGCUACUGGACCUUACGGAGGCAAUGUCCAAUUGAUCCUCGACUUCGUCAUCAACCUGUGCUUAGAUAAACGAGAACAGAACUAUGUCGACUUCUCGAAGCAGAUCGUCGUUCAUUUGUCCAGCACGCCGGCAGGACAGAAAGUUGUCGAGUUCCUGCUCCUUCAGAUCAACCCGCGCUCACUAGUAAGCGAGAAGCGCGAACCAGUACCGCCACCAGCAGACGCUGUGAACCUACCGUAUCUCGCCGAUCUCAAUGCUUUACUACCCAGCAGCAACAAGCAGGCAAGUUCUUUUCUACUACGUCUUGUACUUAGGCUGACUCUUUCAGUCUGGCUUCGCCCUCGGCCAGUUGAGCUUGCGAGCGAACAUGUGCCUUUGCUGCUGCAAGUUGUCCUCGUUCUUUGGGAUCACUACACACCAGUGGUACAGGACCAAGCCCGAGAGAUGCUUGUACAUCUCAUACACGAGCUUGUCAUCUCGAAGAUCGAAGACGAUACCCUGGGUAUUGACAAGCGCGCCAUCGAAGACUUCGUCGAGAACAUCCGCCAGCACGAUGCUAAGGUCGUUUGGAACUACGACGAUAACGGCAAAGAGGUGGAAGACUCCAGCACCAAGGUGCCUGAGUCUAUGGAGUAUGUUUCGGGCGAAGUUUUGAAAUUUUUUACCCUUGCCUACCCCGGACUCAGAGACGCAUGGGGAAGGGUAGCGCUCAACUGGGCUACCUCGUGUCCGGUUCGACAUCUUGCAUGUCGAUCCUUCCAAAUCUUCCGCUGCAUCCUGAGUUCGCUCGAUCAGCAGAUGCUAUCUGACAUGCUCGCACGACUGUCCAAUACUAUCUCGGACGAAGAGAGCGACAUUCAGACUUUCUCGAUGGAGAUCCUAACGACCCUACGCGCCAUCAUCGAAGCUCUGGUACCAGAGGAUCUCAUCCAGUAUCCUCAACUCUUCUGGACAACCUGCGCUUGUCUCGACACCAUACACGAAGGCGAGUUCAUGGAGAGUCUGCAGAUGCUGGACAAGUUCCUUGACAAGCUUGAUCUCGGCGACGCUGCAGUCCUCCAGGUACUCGAGGACAGUUGCCCCGAAAAGUGGGAGGGCAACUUCGAAGGUCUCGCCCAGCUGACCUUCAAGGGCAUACGAUCAAGCACCUGUCUGGACCACGCUUUACGCAUCAUGGAUAGACUGGUUGUACUACCAUCGAGUCGAAUCGUCGGAGAUGACACACGACUGGUGUACACCAUCCUUGCUAACUUGCCAAGAUUCAUACGAUCUUUCGAGACCAUCAAAAGGGACCCCGGCGUCAAAGCCACUGCCGAGAUCCUGGCUCGUGUGGCCGAGGAGCAGUAUCAGUGCACCACACUUGCCGAUGCGCUCACUUCCUUUGCGAUGAAACGUUACCGACAAGAGACAGACUUCCUAUCUCAGACCCUGUCUGCCCUUGGAUCCGCCUACUUCCCCGAUCUUGAACUCGGCAGUCUAAUUUUCCUGCUCAGUCUUCUCACGAACAAGAUCGAUUGGAUGAAAAUCAACACCAUGGAGGUGCUCUGCAUUCUGAUACCGGAGAUUGAAAUGCGCAAACCAGAGAUAGCUUCUAAGGGCCCGGAUCUCAUUUCCCCCUUGCUGCGACUGCUACAGACUGAAUUUUGUCCACAAGCACUACGCGUACUCGACUUCGUCAUCAAUCUCAGCAUGACCAAUGCCCCGACGCCAUUCGAGAAGCAGCACAUCCGCAUGAGCAUGGCUGGAUCACACUCGACUAGAGGUUAUAAGAAGCAGUUUGAGAAGACACAAUCGCUGUACGGAAUUCCAGAAGAGAGCGGGUGGUCGAUACCGAUGCCGGCCCACCACUCGCACCUGACUAGAGCCAAUGUGCAUGCCGUCUUCUACACUUGCGGUAACCUCGAGGGUAGCGAUGCUCCUGAGUCGGCGACUCCGAAGAUCGAGUUCCGCGCAGAUGAGUUCCCCUUCAGUCCAUUGUCAGACUACCGCACAGCAACCAUGACCUCUGAAGACACACGCGGUGAAGGCCAUAUCGGUGAUCUUGUCAUGAAGCUAGACAGUCUGGACGACUUCUUCGAUGACGACGAUGAUGAUGACGAUAACGAGACGCUCACCGAUCUCCCCAACUUCACCUCGAGCCAUUACCACGUCAAUGGCUCUUACAAUAAUAACAUGCUAAACACACGAGAGAAUCUCUACGACCAACAGACCGCACCGAUACUCCUGAAGUCUUUGACACGCAACGCAAGCGUCACAUCUUUUCAAUCGGGGUUCAGCACCGAUCAUGUCAAGCUGUCUCCUGCACGAGAUCCAGGCGUUAUGACACCAGGUGCUUUCAGCUCCUUCAACUCAACACCGACCGCCCCUGGACCCACAAGCGCCCCUCGCCCCGGUCUGCACGCUCGGUCCGUUACGUCCCCGUCCGCCCCCAAUCAAGGCUCGCGCAUCUCUCCCUCGCUCUCCUCAACCGUCAUAGAUGAAAUCGGCGAAUCCUUCUCUGACGAUGACAUUCGCCUGACAAGCGCAGACCGUACCUUCAGCCUCGAGAAUAUGGCCAAGCCUGUCGCGCACAGCACAGGCAGCCGGAUACGGAAUGGCAUGCGAAGGCUUACUGGCGGCGGAGGAGAUGGCAAGGAGGGAACGAAGACAAGAGAAGCUAUCAAGCUGGCGCUGCAGAAGAGUCCGCAGGUGCCAAAGGUGCCAGAUAUUUAUCUGCAUAACCCGAAGAGCAAUGACUUAUAG
This is a messenger RNA of Didymella exigua CBS 183.55, 7875 nucleotides long. RefSeq lists its product as uncharacterized. NCBI's taxonomy places the organism in Eukaryota, Fungi, Ascomycota, Dothideomycetes, Pleosporales, Didymellaceae. Bases 1 to 7875 code for a protein of 2624 amino acids. The transcript has 5 exons. Gene Ontology annotation, cellular component: site of polarized growth; cell cortex. Gene Ontology annotation, biological process: cell morphogenesis. The record is from RefSeq and is a predicted model, not a curated record.